Messenger RNA from Thunnus maccoyii (southern bluefin tuna), 954 nucleotides. It is a transcript of the gene ift27, whose product is annotated as intraflagellar transport 27 homolog (Chlamydomonas). Lineage: Eukaryota; Metazoa; Chordata; Actinopteri; Scombriformes; Scombridae. Gene Ontology annotation, cellular component: Golgi apparatus. Bases 157 to 723 code for a protein of 188 amino acids. The transcript has 7 exons. The record is from RefSeq and is a predicted model, not a curated record. Gene Ontology annotation, molecular function: GTP binding; GTPase activity.
GCUGGUUGCUAAGAGACGCGUUGUGUCCAUGUUGCCGAGGCACACGGAAGAAGGUAUUCAAGCAUAGACGGUUAAAAACAUUUUUUUAGAAGCUUAUUUGACAACAUUAAGGAAACAAAGGAGUUUACCGGCUGUACUGGGAAGUCGUCUUCUGUAAUGGUGAAGUUGAGGGCGAGAUGUCUGCUUGUCGGAGAUGCUGCAGUGGGGAAAAGUGCCCUCUGUCAUAUGUUCCACAGUGAUGGUACUCUCUUCCAGAAGAACUACAGCAUGACAACAGGAGUGGAGCUGCUGAUGAAAUGUGUCAACAUCCCCGAGACCAAUGACAGUGUGGAGCUCUACAUCAUAGACUCUGCAGGGAAGGAGACAUUAGUGGAAGCCUGUGAGAAAAUGUGGGGCACGCCGUCACUGCUGUGCCUGGUUUUUGACCUGACCAGCGAGCAGUCUUUUGCGAGCUGCAGCCAUUGGAUGGAGAGAGUCCGUUCCCACUGCCAGGGCCUGCAUGUUCCAGGUGUCCUUGUGGGUAACAAGUCAGACCUGUCCGCUCGGAGGGAGGUGCAGGGAUCCGCGGCCCAGGAAUGGGCCGAGAGCCAGGGGUUGGAGUACCAUGAAACAUCUGCUAAGGAGAUGGAGAACUGUGAUGCACCGCUCCUCUCUUUAGCCCGGGCCUUUCACUCUCUCUACCAAGAACAGCGUGAGACCAUCCAAAACCUGAGUCUAGGCUAGACCUUCCCCAGUCUCACACACACACACACCUGUACAUUUCACCAGUAGGAGAGCAGACUGUGGGCUUUCAUUCAGAGAAUUUAAAAAAGCUUAGGACUAUAAAAGCUUUAUGGAUAAUACAUGCGAGGAUGUGACAUGUAUUUUCUUUUGUAGCGGCGAGGCCAGCAGGGAAAGGCUUGUUCAGAAUGAUAUUUUCAUAUGACUGUGAAUAAAAUGGUUUUUCUAUGAUAA